CAGAGACAGACGGUCUAGCUGGUCAUGGAUCACCUGCUGAUGGUGUUGGUGUUGCUGUGGAGUUCAGGACUCCAGGCUGAAGAUAAACACCAACCAACAGGUUCUCAGUGUGAAAGCACAGCCAAGGCUGACAUCGUACUGUUGGUCUGUGAAUCCAGGAACACCACCUCUGAAGACCAUGAAAACAUUAAGUCCUUUCUAACUCAAAUAGUCAACAACUUCAACAUCGGCCCUGACAAAGUCCAGAUCGGUCUGGUUCAGUACAAUGGAUACUUCCCAGUGACCGAGUGGUACCUGAACACCCCCCAGACCAAACAAUCCCUGCUGGAGGCCAUAGCCAACCUGCCACAGGGAGGAGGAGACUAUGACUACUACUACUACAUAGGAAGACCUCUGAGUCACAUCCAAGAUGAUUUGUUUCAACCCAAUAAGGGAACGCGUUCAGACUCCCAAAAAAUUCUCAUCCUGAUUACUGAUGGAAAGUCUCAGGACGACGUAUCCCGCCCCUCACACCACCUGAGAGACGACGGCAUUGAGAUCUACACUAUUGGUGUAAAGAAUGUAAACGAGGCUCAGCUGAGGACCAUUGCCUCAGAUCCUGAUGAAAUUCACAUAUUCAGUGUCAUCGACUCCUCGUUCCUCCUGGACAUCGUUGCCAACCUCACCAUCAACCUCUGUAACAGUGCCAACAGCUCAGAGAUUGAUGAGCAGCAGCAGGGGGCGCUCUGGUCACCAGCUGCUCACUGCCGCCUUCUAGUGGUCAUCAGCAGGGGGCGCUCUGGUCACCAGCUGCUCACUGCCGCCUUCUAG
This is a messenger RNA of Thunnus maccoyii (southern bluefin tuna), 810 nucleotides long. RefSeq names its product collagen alpha-1(XII) chain-like. Gene Ontology annotation, biological process: endodermal cell differentiation. Bases 25 to 810 code for a protein of 261 amino acids. The record is from RefSeq and is a predicted model, not a curated record. NCBI's taxonomy places the organism in Eukaryota, Metazoa, Chordata, Actinopteri, Scombriformes, Scombridae. The transcript has 7 exons.